AUGUCAUCCUACAAUCUGACCUCAAGCCAUCCAAGUGCUUUCUUGUUGAUGGGAAUCCCAGGCCUUGAGCACCUACAUGGCUGGAUCUCCAUCCCCUUCUGCUCAGCAUAUACACUGGCCGUAUUGGGCAACUGCACCCUGCUCCUCAUUAUUUUCUUUGAUUCAGCCCUCCAUGAACCCAUGUAUAUCUUCUUGGCCAUGCUGGCAGGCAUUGACCUGGUCCUCUCCACAUCAACACUCCCCAAAAUGCUUGCCAUAUUCUGGUUCAAAGAUAAGGAGAUCACUUUCUACGCCUGUCUGACUCAGAUGUUCUUUCUCCAUACCUUCUCCAUCAUGGAAUCGGCAGUGCUAUUGGCUAUGGCCUUUGAUCGCUAUGUGGCCAUUUGUAAGCCACUGCACUACAACACAGUGUUGACUGGAUCUCUGAUCAUCAGAAUUGGCAUGGCUGCUGUGAUCCGAGCUGUGACGUUUACGAUUCCACUUCCCUUUCUGCUGAGACGCUUCCAUUAUUGCCGAGGCCGAGUGAUUCUCCAUUGCUACUGUGAGCAUAUGGCUGUGGUAAGGCUGGCCUGCGGAAACACACGCUUUAACAAUGUCUAUGGCAUCGCUGUGGCUGUGGUUAUUGUGGUGCUGGAUCUGCUCUUUGUUAUCUUAUCAUAUAUUUUUAUCCUUCGGGCAGUCCUACAGCUUGCUUCUCAGGAGGCCCGCUACAAGGCGUUUGGGACAUGUGUGUCACAUGUAGGUGCCAUUCUGUCUUUCUACACACCUGUUGUCAUCUCCUCAGUCAUGCAUCGUGUGGCUCGACAGUCUGAACCAUAUGUCCACAUUCUUCUUGCCACUUUUUAUCUGCUUUUCCCACCCAUGGUCAAUCCCAUUAUCUAUGGUGUCAAGACAAAGCAGAUUCGUGAAAGGGUUAUAGGACUCUUUCUGAGAAAGGAAUAA
This is a messenger RNA of Elephantulus edwardii (Cape elephant shrew), 942 nucleotides long. Its product is annotated as olfactory receptor 52K1-like. Bases 1 to 942 code for a protein of 313 amino acids. Gene Ontology annotation, molecular function: G protein-coupled receptor activity; olfactory receptor activity. The record is from RefSeq and is a predicted model, not a curated record. Gene Ontology annotation, biological process: G protein-coupled receptor signaling pathway. Lineage: Eukaryota; Metazoa; Chordata; Mammalia; Macroscelidea; Macroscelididae. The transcript has a single exon. Gene Ontology annotation, cellular component: membrane.